CAGGGGGCGCAGGAAAUUCUGUCGAGGGAGAAAGAACCCCUGAGAUUUGGAAGCGGCGAGUAGACUACUAAAGGGGGGGGGCUAGGAAGGAGGUGUGUUGGGGGGCACACGUUGGGGCUUCUCGUUAAGACGAAGCCAUUGUGGAGCAUAAAUGUAUCUGGUGAAGAAAAAUCUGCACAGGGAAAUAUAACGUGGAACCUCUAAAGAGCCACUGAGAAAGAGUUUGGCACUGUGGUGGCGUAAAAUUCACCGGAGAACAACAACAACAAAUUUUCCUGGUCAAUCCUACUUUACUCAGGAAAGUAAUUGCAUCUGUUGGAGCUUAUUUCCAGGUAAGUGUAUAUAGGAUUGCAGCAGAGUAACUAGGAUUUCCUUCUGCAUAUACCUGCAUCAAAUUGUACUGACUGUGAUAACAUAAAUACAAAAUGCUAGUUGUGUAGUUGAUCAUAAUUGGGAAUUUUGCAAUAUUCAUUUAGUAAUUGUUCAUACUGGGGAAAUGUGUUUCUGCUUAGCGGCAGUACUGCAUUUCUGAAAUCAUAGCAAAAAUCAGGUUGGGUUAUCAGAGCACUGUAGCAAUGUCUCUAAAUACUGAAAAUGUCUGCCUAGUUUAGGGUGCUGUGAAUUUAAUUCUAAUCCAUCUGAAAUGGACUGGAUGUUGUGCUUUGAUUCUGCCCACUAUCACCGUGCUUUAAGGCAUUUCUGCAUUUCCUUCUCUUAAGGCUCAAAACCAAAAUAAAAAUAAAAAUGGGGAGAGAUAGUGAAUGCAGGAAUAAACCACAAAGGAAAAGUUAUCAAAGCGCCAAAAAUAUUCCAUUGUUGUCUGAGGUGUUUUGGAAACAAGAAGUUCAAUCAUCAGGGCAAUCUACAAAUAUAGCAAAACAUAUAUCUAAGUAAUAUUUUGAAACUAAACCUAUUUACUUUUAUAUGAAUAAAUGAAUAAAUCUUUUUCCACUCAGUUUUGCACUGGAACAAGCAGUUGGGCUUUAUACUUCACUGUUAAUAUUACCUUAAUAUAUCUCACAAACAUUUACAUACAAACCACUUAUCAUAAAAAUAAUAAGAUCUGGUUGAAGUGCACAUGUUUGCCAUGAAGGUGGUUAUUGUUGGUAUUCCACAUUUCAGCUGAGAAGAUUCUUAGGAUGGUAUAUUCAAAUAUACAAAACAUUGCAACAGCCAUAAGGCCAGCCAUGUAAAACAAAUAUUGAAACGUGACCAUAAGUGUUAGAGAUAUCUGAAACUGUUAUGCUGGUGGAAGUAAAAUACUAUGCAAGCCGUUUCAUUCAAAUGUUUUAAAGUACUGUGACGUGCCCUUUUCUUUCUCAACUGCAGAUGGAAGCAGGAGUUGGAUUUAAGCUUCUUCAGUUAGUUUAGGUUCCCAGUUAUAAUUCUGUGAAAGUUAGCCUCUCCGUAACAAACCUGAGCCGUGUGUGGAACUGGAGCACCUGAUAGAGCAGUGAUAACACCAUGGAAAUCAGUUUACUGAAGACUGCAAUGGAACGAUUUGACGUGAAGCCACCUCCCUCCCGGAGCCGUUCUAAAACCGCUUUGUAUGUGACUCCUCAGGAUCGCGUUACGGAAUUUGGCAGUGAACUGUAUGAAGACGGGGGGAAACUGUACUGCACAUUCUGCAAUGUGGUCCUGAAUCAUGUUCGCAAGUCCGCCAUCAAUGACCAUCUCAAAUCCAAAACGCACACCAAACGCAAGGGGGAGUUUGAGGAGCAAACCGUCAGGAAGAAACCGCGAACUCUGACUGCCUCUUUGCAGUGCAACAGCGCAGCCCCGACAGAGAAGCCCGGUGUUGUCCAGGACUUUGUAAAAAUGUUUCUGGAAGCUAGCAUUCCCCUCGAGAAGGCUGAUCACCCAGCUGUGCGAGCUUUCCUCUCUCGCCACGUGAAGAAUGGGAACUCCAUACCCAAGGCAGACCAGCUAAGAAAAACCUACUUGCCUGAUGGGUAUUCACACCAGCUUCUCAAGUCUGAAGACCACUGAGUGGAGGAGGCCACUUGGUUCUAAGUGUGGAGUAUUAACAGUUGCAUAGCAGUGACGUGGUUUAUUUUUAUAUUCAUGCACAUGCAAUGUUACGUAAUGGUUUUUGUAUUGUAAAAUGACAAUCUACUGCAAAACGCAACAGUGUGCAACAAAUUGUUGGUGACUCUAGUAUUACAAGAGUUUGGAUCUAAAAUGUUGUUGAGCUCCUUGAGAAAGGGGGUGGGAGUGGGGGGAAAUGGCAGAAAGGUGCCAUGUUGCUGAGUUUGUACAGUCCAGUGCUAAAUCAUUAUUGUAGAAAAAUUCCUUUGCUCGCUUUUCAUCCUCCUGCAUUACCUGAUAAUUGCAAAUGAUCAAAUUAGGCAUGGUCAAACUCAAUAGUCUAAUUUCUGGCUUUAACAUGUAUUCAUAUGUGCCCAAUAUGCGUGCCCCUUAUUUUCAGCAUAAAUUUAUCUCCAGCAUAGCUAUACUUAGUGAUGCCACAGCAAUCCUGCAGGCUUGAUUUCCAAUGCAAAUGUUUCCGUUUUUCUGGUUUGCGCUAUUAUCCUGAACCCACUUUCUGUCUCGUUCUAUGUGAUUUACAUUCUGUUGGAUGGAGAAGUUUUAACUGGUGGCUGGAUGUGCAAACUCUUGCCUAGCUGUUGAGGGUUGAAAGGAUGUAGAUGUGCAUCCCAUUGAAAGCAAAGAGUAGCAUCUACUGUUCGAUUCUCAUUCUGCUGAGCAUCCCUUUUGCGUACACAGUCCCGAAAGCAUGAAUAUACGACAUACUCCACAGAAUUAAAGUGGCAGUUUCCCCACAUCCCUAUUAUACUACAGAUCAGAGGAAAGCUACAGGACUGUUAGAGUAAAGUUACACAGUCAGCUGCCUGUAGAUGGCAAUGUUUUGCAAAUAAUGGAUAUAAAGAGAAGUUGUCUAAUGUGCAUUUCCAUUUCUCCCUGUUUAAUUUCAAAGCUGGCUCAAAAAGGUGUUUUUUUUUUAAUCUACGUGAAUAUCUCAUGUUUUUGAACUUUGCACAGUUUAGGUCUGUGUAAUACGAACUCCUAGAGCUACUGAUACCUUUUGCUUCACUGUCUGUUCUUUUUUUAAUGAAAUGUUUUCCAAGGAACAAAGCAUCAUUAGGAAUUUGUAAUUCAUGACUAAAAUAUUUCUUCAUGCAUUAGCUAACAGUAAUUCCUGAUCCCACCACAGUUAAGCACUUUUGGUUCCCAUUUAUUAGAAUGGGAGAGUUUGCCAUAACUGUCUUUCCUAUUGCUUGAGCUUUUAAAUGCAUAACUUUUAAAAGCAUCAUGCCCCAGACAUUUUACUUUUUCUUGGUGGAAUUGCAAAGGAAACAAAGUAGCUGUUUCUGGCCUGUUUUUAUUAUUAUUAUUAAUUAGCAUGCAAAUCCCAAAAUCAAAUAGAAAAGAAUGCGAAACUUCACCAUAGACAUCUGGUUGGAAUCAAAUGAUGGGUCCAUUUCUUUCCCCACACUUUCCCCUCCUUUCUUGCACAAACAGAUAAGAGAGCAGAAUAAGCAGUUUAAGGAACAUGCAGAUCCACUGGAUGGUUUUGACGUAGUCACACAGGCAAUAUUGCGUUGAAAAGUUGCAUAGAGUUUGCAGAGGAAGUGGGUGUUCACCAGUGUAGACCCAUUUAAAUCAAUUGACCCAAGUUACUCUAGUAGGCAUAUAGUCUUUACGUUGGAGAUUACCCAGGAUCUGCAAUGCCAUGUUGAGCUUGGAAUUGGUGAAUAUAGCCCAGGAUCUGGUCUGCUUGGCUUAUGAAAAACACUAUUAUCCAUAUUUAAUCCAUUUUUUUGCUCUCAUGUUUGUAUGAAAUUGCAUAGGUUUCAUCUAUUAUAGGUUUCCAUAUAUUUGGGGAGGAGCUUCUGCGUGUACCCCACCCCACCUGCCUUUUCCCUUUUCUGUUUUCCUCCUGCCACUGCAGUUGUUGCCAAAGUACUCUGAUAUUUUGUUUAAAGAAUCCAAUAGAACCCCACGUAUUGCUCCUAAUGUUACAUCUGCAGCAUGGAGGAGAACAUUGGGAUUUUCUUUCUUGGGCUGAACCUAAUCAGCCCUAAGCUUAAUUAACUCGUAGCUGAACAAAGGAGCACAGCCUUAAUAUUCAGUUCCAGAAUAAAAAACAGUUACUGGCACACAGAAUGUGUGUUCCAGUAUAGACUUCCUGCACAAUAGUUCUCUUAUGCAGAGGUGCAGUACUCUAGUGCAGCAUUAAAAAGAAAUGUGUUACUCUGUUGGACUGGUGACACUGGUGCAUCAGUUUCAUAGGCAGGCCAUCGUCAAGUUUUACGAUUAGAUCAGCUUCCUUGCCUAUGAAGAAAGCUCAUAAUAAUGAAUUGGGAGUAGAAAAAUGUCCUGUUUGGGUCCAUAGCAGAUAUUCUGUUGAAAAUGUUUCUCAUUUAAUUUCAGAUACCUUAUAUUUUUUAAAAAGAAACAUUGCUCAGUAAUCCACCUUGGUCGGAGAGGACUGCUGGAGCAAGUGGGUAGUUCUCUUAAAAAAACAAACAAACCUGAUUUCAUUUCAUUUCAUUUUGCUUAUCUACUAAUUCUAGUGAAUUAGUAAAUAGGAGACCUUAAUGCUGUGCCAUUAAUAUAUGUGUACUUCAUUUCCAGGCUUCCUUAUAUGAUGUCAGAAAGGGAGUAGGUACCUGUUGUGCAUGGCAGUGGGAAAUGCAUGUGCUGUACUCCUAGGAUAUUUGUAUUGCUUUGGUUCUUCUAUUUGUAGAGCACAAGGAAAUGCUAGCAAAGAGAGGGGGGCGGUAUGUGUGCAUUUCCACCCUUUCAAUUAAUGUACAGAGUGGUGAUCCAUGAAUUGCCUUGUCCUUCUGAAACUUAGUAUCUCACCACAAAAUACAUUAACUACCCCUGUCCUAACUUGGCUCCCUCAAGAUGUUGUUGGGUUCCAACUUCCACCAACCCUUAAUGGUUUAAGGUUCAGAGAUUAUGGGAGUUGUAGUCCACCAACAUUUACCGGUAGUUGGCUAUCAUUCGGUUUAACAGUUCUUGUUUGGCCCAUUACAUUUUAAGUGAAAAGACUGUGCAUAAGUGUGCUAUGUAGAAGAAUGGAAGCUGCACCAUGAUGCCAUUAAUCCAGGUGACUGGUACAAAUCAUGGAAAGAAGUAACAUUAGAUUCCUUUUCUUUAGGAUAUUAAAUCACUAUUUUGACCGUACCAAUGAAAAUAAUUGUUGAAAGCCAGACUUCUGUAAGCAUAAAAUGGAUAGUUUACCUUUGCACACGUUAUUUUCAUGUUAUUUGUGCAUGUAGAACUUUGAACUGAAAUAAGUAACUAGUAGCAACCUAGCCAAAGGAAUAUGUUUUACAGAUUGGUCUGAGUAGUUGCCUAAAAAUGAUUUGGCUUUUGAAUAGCUAUUGAAAGCCACAGUCCUGUACAUGCGUACUUCAACAUAAGUCAUGUUGAAUUCAUGGGACUUGCUUCCAAGUAUAGGAUUUGGCUGCUCAUAUGUUGUCAAUUGACAUAGAGCAGAAACUUGAAAUCCAUCAUUUUGUUGUUGUUCUAGACUCCAUUGAAUACAAUACUUCUUUUGUGAGACAGAAAUGUUUCUAAGCUUUCUUAAUGCUAAAAGGAGUAUCUGGUUGAGAAAGAGCAUACGUUUACUGAAGCAUCCUUCACAAUCAGAUGUUAACAUGUUGUACAAACCAUCCAGAUUGGGUUGGAGAUGGAGGGUGCUAAUAAUGGGUUGAAUCCAGGCCGAAAGCUCAAUCCUAUCCAUGUCUACUCAGAAGUGAGUCCCUUUGGACUUACUCUCAAGUAAGUGUGCAUUAGAGUACAACCUAAAUUAGUUGCAUUUAGUUCCUAUUGAGGUUAAUGGAACUUAGGUCAUGAUUAACUUUUCACACUUAACUCAGUGGAGCAAUAUAUUGAGUAGAAAUGCAUUGGAUUGCCCUGUAAGUAUGAAUCCAAACCAAGGUGUUACUGUUCUUCAUAUAGUUGUCAAGACAUACCUAAUUGUCUUUUGAAAACUGGCUCCCACAAAAUUUCAAAACCUGCAUUUUUAUGAAGUUAAAAGUUCAGGGUUUUAUAUUGAUUGUUAUAAUGGAUUGAGAAAACUUUUGAC
Molecule: messenger RNA, 6064 nt
Organism: Zootoca vivipara (common lizard)
Lineage: Eukaryota; Metazoa; Chordata; Lepidosauria; Squamata; Lacertidae
Source: RefSeq, a predicted model, not a curated record